Molecule: messenger RNA, 858 nt
Organism: Cyanistes caeruleus (blue tit)
Lineage: Eukaryota; Metazoa; Chordata; Aves; Passeriformes; Paridae
Source: RefSeq, a predicted model, not a curated record
AUUGUUGGUUUUAUCCUCCCCAGCGACUACCACAAGAAGCAAAAUGCUCUCAGGGCGAUGCAGAAGAAAGCUCUGGACAAGAACCCCGAUGAAUUCUACUUCAAAAUGAUACGUGCAGAGGUCAAGGAUGGAGUCCAUGUAAUAAAGCAGCCAAAGGAUGAAAUUACCCCGGAGCAGGUGAAGCUUAUGAGGACACAGGAUAUUAAAUACAUAGAAAUGAAAAGAGUUGCGGAAGCCAAGAAAAUCGAGCGCUUGAAGGCAGAGCUCCACCUGCUGGACGCCGCGGGGAGCGGCCAGGGUCGGCAUCUCUUCUUCGUGGACACAAAGCGAGAAGUUCAGGAGUUUGAUAUUGCUGCUCACCUGGACACCGUUCCUGAGCUUGUAGAUAGAGUGUACAACCGACCAACCAUUGCAACGCUGCAGAGAGAGACAGUGAAGGGACCUACUGAUCCUGCCCACCUCAAGAAAUUAGCCCAGAAGAGGAAGAACCGGUAUGACCUCCUGAGGCAGCGCAUCGAGAGAGAGAAGGCCAUGUUUGUCAUCUCACAGAAAAUCCAGACACGGAAAGAUCUUCUGGACAAAACUCAUAAAGUAAAGGUGAAGAAAGAAACAACGACUGGUCCAGCUAUUUACAAAUUCAAGUUUCAGCGGAAACGUUAACCAUUUCAUCGAAUAAUUGUUACAGUCUUUGCUCAGAAAGGAGGAGCCAUAUCCCUUGGAGAAGGGCUGGUGCCAGCCUGCUUUUGACUGCAGCUCAUCACUUUGUUAAAAACAAAUCACUGUGGGCCUGUGGUAGCCAUCAGCGUGUUUCCUCUAAUUAAUUGAUUAAUAAAUCAGAAUUUGUUCUCUUGAUAUUUA